GUUAGGAGGAAGAGGAGGAGGAGGACGAAGAGGGCAAAGUCAUACGUAACGUAGAUUAAUGGAGGAGGCGAGCUGCCGGUUUACGAGUAGCAAACAGCGGAUGGCUCACAGGUUGCUGGUACGUCGAAUGUGGACGCUCUCUGUGAAGGAUAUCCGCUGCCUCCCGACAUCCACCGCUGCCUCCUCUUCUUUUUCCACAUCCCUGCAGUCCGCCACAACCCGGGUCUCCUUCCUCUCCCCAUCACGCACUCUGCCUCGCACUCUUCCUCUCACCUCCCGCAGGGAAGUGUCCUUCAACGUUCAGGACAACGAGGACUUCACAGAGAGGGUCAUCAACAGUGAGCUGCCCGUGCUAGUUGACUUCCAUGCACAGUGGUGUGGUCCCUGUAAGAUCCUCGGGCCGAGGCUGGAGAAGGCCAUUGCGAAACAGAAAGGCCGUGUUGCCAUGGCGAAAGUUGACAUAGAUGAUCACACAGAUCUGGCCAUCGAAUAUGGGGUAUCUGCCGUUCCGACAGUCAUCGCCAUGCGAGGGGGCGACGUCAUCGACCAUUUUGUGGGGAUCAAAGAUGAUGAUGAGCUGGACUCAUUUGUCAGCAAAGUCAUUGGACAAUAAACCACCUGUCUCCGUUCGUACAUGCACCACCGUUCUGCUGCCGUUUUUCUAUGAUUCUGGCACGGCCUGCAGUUCUCGGCCGCCAUUUUGAGCCCGUUUAGCAACCUCCCUUAAAUAUACAAAACCUUGCCGCAAUCCCAGCUGGCAAACUGUCAAACGCUCACACCCAUCCCUAGACACACUGCUUCAGCUGUGCAUUACUGCUUACGUCUCUCUUUCUCCCUCUCUUUUGUCUAGUGAUGGGUGUGUGCCUCCACAAACCUUUUUAUUUCGUGCUGUACUCCACUUUGCAGCAGCUCCAGUCUUUUUAUUAACAAGUGAAUCUGUUCAUACUCGAACUUGCGAAGCUGGUGUGUAACUGUAAAAGUCUGUAGAAUGGAGAUAAACGCUUCAACUGUCUUACAUGAGGGAUGACAGUUUGUAGUUUUAGCGGCAGAAGAGGAUUUAACUUUAAAGCCUGACAAUACUGAAUGAGGUAUGUGACAGUGUUACAUGUAGUUCCUGCUUUUGUCCACAAGAGGGUGGCGUCUCUCUACCAUCGCAGAGCAACACAUGGUCAUUUUACACCAUUAUGCCUAAAUAAUGUGAGAAUGAAAAACACACGUUUCUAUGUCCGUCUGUCUCUCUCUGUGUGAGUGUGUUUCUCUGGGUUUCUGACUUGUAAAGUCAACGGGAAUUGCAAAUAUGAGUUCAAUUUAGUUUAUUACUAAGAGGAACUCUAUGUACCAGAAACAUGACCAAGUGAAGAAAUAAAGGAGUCAAAAGAU
Molecule: messenger RNA, 1380 nt
Organism: Acanthochromis polyacanthus (spiny chromis)
Lineage: Eukaryota; Metazoa; Chordata; Actinopteri; Pomacentridae
Gene: txn2
Product: thioredoxin 2
Exons: 4
Coding region: 59-613 (184 amino acids)
Biological process (GO): cell redox homeostasis
Cellular component (GO): mitochondrion
Molecular function (GO): protein-disulfide reductase activity
Source: RefSeq, a predicted model, not a curated record